AUUAGGGGCACUUUGGGAGUUGAGAGUUGAGUUAUUUUUUUUAUUUUUACCCUCCACUCAAAUUUCAUGAAGCCUUAUUUGCUAGUCCAUACCGGAUUGACUUGUGCGAGGCUUCAAUCUAAUUUGCCAUCUUUCUUUGACUACCAGUAUUCCAUCUAAAUCCAUUCAGAUUUCAGAGAAGUGUGAUUUGGUCAUGCCUUUCACACAUCUUCUCGGGAUCGAGGCAUCACAUGACUCAAAACAGUCAAUUGUCAUAACCUUCAAGCACUUGUAAAAAUAUACUAAGUACGAAAAAUAAAAAAUGACACAAUAGGAUAAUGGUGACUUGUGAAACACUAAAAGCAAUAAAUUCCUCAUUUUAGUCGGCUAGUAAAGAAGUGGAAAAAGGCAGUUAGAAGGAUGGAAACAGAGAGAAAGACGGCAUCUACCACAUACUAGUACUCUCAGAGGUGAAUCCAAUUCCCUCCCAUUAAAAAAAAAAACAACGCCCACACAUUGGUCUUUCCUUACUUCACUUGCCUCACUCUUUCCAAUACAAAAACCACCCUCACACUAAUCAACCAACAUUUCCCAUUCACACCGUCAUUUCUUAACCAUGAACCUAAACCACCUCCCUCUAUUCCUCCUCUUCCUCGUCCCCCUCGUCCAUUCCCAAGUAUGUCAACGCUUCUGUGGUGACAUCCCCCUUCGUUACCCCUUCGGCGGUGGUCCGGGGUGUGGUGACCCUAGGUUCACCAAGCAUGUUACAUGCAAUCAAAGGCAACUUUCCUUCAUCACCCACACCGGUUCCUACCCAGUCACCAACAUCGACUAUAACAAACAGGUACUCUAUGUCUCUGACCCUACUAUGUCUACCUGUUUCUGUACUCAGCCUAGCAAAGGGUUCAGCCUUGACUGGGAUGCUCCAUUCUCUUUUGACGACAGCAGUGUCUUCGCACUGCUGGACUGCUCGCUGGAUUCGUCCCCUAUAUAUAAAGGCGCUAUUAACGGAAACACUUCUAACGUCCCUCAGUGUGAUAAUGCAGGUACCCCUCUCUGCAGCUCGCUCUACUCCUGCCAGCCUAUCAGUCAGCUAAAUGUCCCGAUCAAUACAUGCUGCGUGUACGCGCCUAUGGAUCUGGGGCCUGCCUUCGAGAUGGACCUACAGAAGGCACAAUGCAAGGCAUACACUGCGAUUUACAGCUUUGAAGAUCAGGAAGCGAAUCCAGAAGUAUGGAAGUACGGGGUAGCAUUGAAGUACAAGUUCAACGUGAAGAACGACUAUCCGGUUUAUUGUAGCAACUGUGAGAAGAGUAACGGGGCUUGUGCAUACACCGGAAUUUACAACACUUUUGUGUGUAAUUGUCCAAGUGGAGUGAACACUUCUACUGAUUGUUACUUUCAAAAUUCUUGGAAUUCUGGGCUAAGGAAUGCUCCUUGGAUCAAAGGAACCUUGAUCUUCUAUUCUAUUGUGCUACUCCUGCUAUCGAUCUCGCUGUAAAAUACAAGAUCACAGCAAAAUGACAGACAAAAGAACCAGUUCAAACACCAGCAUUCUCUUCCCCUUCUUUUUGUACUUUUUAAGUUCAUUAGAUUUUGCAUGUAUUGCAAUGUUUUUGUUUGUUUUUGUUUUAUUGAGACAGGUAAUUGUAAUAUAUGAAAUGCAAAUAAAUAUAACAGUUUACUCCAA
Messenger RNA from Chenopodium quinoa (quinoa), 1669 nucleotides. RefSeq names its product wall-associated receptor kinase 5-like. NCBI's taxonomy places the organism in Eukaryota, Viridiplantae, Streptophyta, Magnoliopsida, Caryophyllales, Amaranthaceae. The transcript has 3 exons. Gene Ontology annotation, molecular function: polysaccharide binding. The coding region runs from base 596 to 1480 and encodes 294 amino acids. The record is from RefSeq and is a predicted model, not a curated record.